Messenger RNA from Pseudonaja textilis, 1297 nucleotides. The record is from RefSeq and is a predicted model, not a curated record. Lineage: Eukaryota; Metazoa; Chordata; Lepidosauria; Squamata; Elapidae.
AUGGUACUUCCACCCCCAGACAAGCACCAUGUGUGUCUUACCACCAUUGUUAUUAUGACCAGCAUGGCAUUCAUGGAUGCUUAUCUGGUAGAGCAAAACCAAGGGCCUCGUAAAAUUGGUGUCUGCAUCAUUGUUCUGGUAGGAGACAUUUGCUUUUUGAUUGUGCUGCGCUAUGUGGCCGUCUGGGUGGGGGCUGAGGUAAAGACAGCCAAACGGGGCUAUGCUAUGAUUCUUUGGUUCCUCUAUAUCUUUGUGCUGGAAAUCAAACUGUAUUUUAUAUUCCAGAACUAUAAGGCUGAUAAGAGAAAUCUGGAAACAGUGGCUAGAAAGGCACUGACCUUGCUUCUCUCCAUUUGUGUGCCAGGAUUGUACCUAGUGCUAGUAGCCUUGGACAGCAUGGAAUAUAUACGUACCUUCCGGAAGAAAGAGGAUUUGCGAGGUCGUCUCUUCUGGGUGGCCUUGGACUUAUUGGAUAUCUUAGAUAUUCAAGCCAACCUAUGGGAACCACACAAGACUGGUCUGCCAAUUUGGGCAGAAGGACUCAUGUUCUUCUAUUGCUACAUAUUGCUCUUAAUUCUGCCCUGUGUUUCCUUGAGUGAGAUUAGUAUGCAAGGAGAGCAUAUUGCUCCCCAGAAAAUGAUGCUCUACCCUGUCUUGAGUCUGGUGACCAUAAACAUGGUUACCAUAUUCAUCCGAGCCAUUAAUAUGGUCCUCUUUCAAGAUAGCAGAGUCUCUACAAUCUUCAUUGGCAAGAAUAUAAUUGCCAUUGCUACCAAGGUCUGCACAUUCCUAGAAUACAAGAAGCAAGUGAAGGAGUUCCCACAAAAUGCCAUUGCACUUGAGCUCCAGCAGAACUCAGUGCCCCACAACCAGACCCUCCACAAUACACAAGGCCUUCCUCAUGAGCCAUCCCCCACCAGGGAGAUCUUGGACACAUGAUGAGCCUCUUCUUAGAUAUCAGCAUUGGUUCUUAUUGGGAAGGGGCGAAGAAGUAAUACUGCUCUUAUCCCAGCAUAGAGAGCUGCUUCCAGCACAAGAUUUUAACAAAUGGAGGAACAUCCCCUGCAACUCAGGUAUUUCCAAGGGGCCCUCUGGAAAGAAAGCAAAAUCAAUGGACCUUCCAAGCAGAACCUCAUCCACUCCAGCAUCUGAUCUUUUCUAUCUGUUUGUUACCUGUGCUUCAACUUGUAAGGAAUGAGAAUUUUUGUUAUCACAACCUUUUUUAAAGAAAGGGACAGGGUGGGAUGGGCAGGAUAGGAAAAUCAGGACUGGCACUUCAGUCAGUACACCAGUAUAU